Molecule: messenger RNA, 1668 nt
Organism: Spodoptera exigua (beet armyworm)
Lineage: Eukaryota; Metazoa; Arthropoda; Insecta; Lepidoptera; Noctuidae
Source: the annotation of a GenBank genome assembly
CUUCGUAAGACGGAACCAACGCGAAUCUUGGCAGCACUGUGCCGCGAUUGCUCAAUGCUGUGACACGGUCGGUCAUUGCCACACACGGAAAUAAUUAAAUAUUACAACUUAAAUUCGAAUUACGUGUUCGUGUAUAACAAAUAAAAAAGAAAUUCGUCUUAAUAAAAUAUUUUACUAGCCAGUGAAGUGUGAUUGUGUUGAAAAAGUGUUCGAAAUAACUUUUUGUUUGGUGUUUUAAAACAGUGAAGUGUUUCAAGAUGAGUAAUUUUACCAAGUUUAUCAAAACUUCGCCAAUCACCGAUGACUACGAGAUCUCAAACACAGUACUCGGCCUUGGAAUCAACGGAAAGGUGGUGGAAUGCAAAGAGAAGUCGACAGGAGCUAAGAGGGCCCUCAAGGUGCUGCACGACAACACCAAGGCAAGACGCGAGGUGGAACUGCAUUGGAGAGCACGCGGCUGCAUACAUAUUGUCCAGGUUAUAGACGUGUAUGAGAAUUCGUAUGGUGGCCGUGGCUGUCUGCUGGUGGUGAUGGAGUGUAUGGAUGGAGGGGAGCUCUUCCAGAGGAUACAGGACAACAGAGACGGUGCUUUCACAGAACGACAAGCUGCUGAGAUUAUGCACUCAAUUUGCGUAGCAGUGCGUCACCUCCACGACUCAAAUAUUGCUCACCGAGACAUCAAACCUGAGAACUUGCUGUACUCGAGCACCCAACCUAAUGCUGUUCUGAAACUAACUGACUUUGGUUUCGCUAAAGAGACCUUGACUCCUGCCGAUACCCUUCAGACACCAUGUUAUACUCCGUACUACGUGGCUCCUGAGGUUCUAGGGCCAGAAAAAUACGACAAAUCCUGUGACAUUUGGUCCCUUGGUGUGGUGAUGUACAUCCUCCUGUGUGGUUUCCCACCGUUCUACUCCAACCAUGGACUCGCCAUAUCACCUGGAAUGAAAAAGCGUAUCAGACUAGGACAAUAUGAUUUCCCUGAGCCAGAGUGGUCAAAUGUUUCUCCUGAGGCUAAGAAUCUCAUCCGAGGCAUGCUGUCUGUCGACCCCGCUAAGCGAUUGACUAUUCAACAAGUGAUGUCAAGCCCAUGGAUCCGUCAGUUCACCCAGGUCCCGCAGACUCCUUUAUACACCCAUACGUUACUUCGCGAGAGCGGGGAGGUCUGGGCGGACGUUCAGGACGAGAUGACCCGUUCCCUCGCCACCAUGCGAGUGGAUUACGAUCAGGUUCAAAUCAAAGCGUUGGAACAGAGCAAUAACUCUUUACUCAACAAGCGGAGAAACAAAGUGGGCGCCUGAUGCUCCUGCCGACACCGUCCAGAUACGCGGCGUGAAUAUAUCAAGUGAACAAUAGUGAAUUAUUCAAACUUUUUAAUUGUAAAAGUGAUUGAAUGUUCGUGCAAUUUUUCUUCUUCGCACUUUAAUGUAGGACAACGCCAUCUAGUUUGUGGAGGUGGAACUUUUUCGGUGUAGUAUUUUCGCACUGUCAUUUUUUGUUCUUUGUAGGUGAUAAUAAAGUGAUAGUUUUAAAAAGAUUUUCUGAGAGAAAAAUGACCGAAUAAUAACAUACGAAGCUUUACUGUAAUACAAAAUCAAGUUAUAGCCUAAGCUGUUACAGAACAUUACGCCACUAACGCCAUCUCUGGAACAGAAACCGAAAACUUUA